GUCACGUUGGAGGAGGGCUUGAAGUUCCUUAUGUUUACAUCCUUUCAACUAGUCACCAGGACCUGUAUAUCGCUCAAAUAAAGUCACUGGAAACCGGUUUAACAAGUUACCACAAUCGGAAUGGCUACUAAAAAGAAGCGCACGCCUAAUUCAAAGAAUAGCAGCUGGGUUGCAAUAACUGCAGAAUCGGCCAUCGACACAGCCAAGGAUGGAGAUCCAGCUUUCUUGACAUUGAGAAAUCCUACAACAGACGCAGCAUCAUUGUACCUGUUCAGCAGCGGCGAUCUGCAGCCGUAUGAGGUCAAAGCUUUUACAGAAGACUGCCACUCCUGGUUAAUCGGACAGACCGUGCAGAGAGAUGGAAGACUUCUCUAUAUAACCCCGAUGGAUCCACUGUAUCUUAUGUUGCCCUAUCUGGUGAAAGCUGCCAAAGAGGGCAAGUUCCAGCCUCUGGAUCAAGUGGUCAUGGAUGAGGAAUUCCCUGCCUGCUCCAGGCUGCUUAGCUGUGCGCGGUCCCUGUCCUCUGUGCACCUCGUUGCAGAGGAAAAAGAGGUUGGGGGCCGGAAGUUUCACAGAUACAGCCAAGAGAAGGCAAUGCAAUGGUUAAGUAAAAAGGUGGAUAGGACGGUGACCGCUCUCAAGAGGAGCAACGUCUCUGUUGGAGAAGGAGUGAAGUCUCGGACCUAUGUCAGGGUGAAGACAGUGUCGGACACAAAUGACGAAGAUAACCUUCGCUACGCCCAUGGCCUCGUAUCAGAGUACAUCGACGAAGACCUGAGCAAAGCCCUGCGCAAGCACCUGCAGUUGCCAGAGCCGACGAGCCUGAAGGAGACAGGGCCUCCUACCAAGAAACGUAAGAUGUCGGAGUUGCCCGUGGAGGCUGGGGAGGACUUCAGCAAAUUCAACAGCUCAGAUUUUGCCCGUAAACCGCCCAAGAAGAUGACUCUGGCUCAGAAAACUCUGGCCAAAGUGGACAAGUCUGGCAUGAAGACAAUGUCCGCCUUCUUCAGCCCCAAGGUGAAGGCGGAGAGGAAGUGAAGGCCACACAGUAUACCCACGGGCCUUCCUGUGUAGGAGGGCCUUGUGUUUUUCUAAGAAAUUAAAAUAAUCUAUAUCUCUA
This is a messenger RNA of Gadus macrocephalus (Pacific cod), 1120 nucleotides long. RefSeq names its product ribonuclease H2, subunit B (gene rnaseh2b). Gene Ontology annotation, biological process: RNA catabolic process; ribonucleotide metabolic process. Gene Ontology annotation, cellular component: ribonuclease H2 complex; nucleoplasm. The transcript is spliced from 11 exons. The record is from RefSeq and is a predicted model, not a curated record. Lineage: Eukaryota; Metazoa; Chordata; Actinopteri; Gadiformes; Gadidae. The coding region runs from base 121 to 1038 and encodes 305 amino acids.